AUGCACACCCUAGUCACACUUUUCUUGAAAAGGCCCAAUAGUUACAGGUUUUUUACCCCGGACAGCGCAUUAAGAACGACAGUGCCUUUGACGCGCUUCGCCUGUCACGGCCGACCUGCGGGCUACUACGCCGACGUCGACACUGGCUGCCAGGUGUACCACAUGUGCGACGGGCUGGGUCGUCAGUUUAGCUACACCUGUCCCAACACGACGCUGUUCCAGCAGCGUAUGCUGAUUUGUGACCACUGGUACAUGGUCAACUGCUCCAUGUCCGAACGUGACUACAGCGCCAAUUUGCUUAUAGGUCAGCGCGACAAGCCGUUCGUGUCCGAUGAGGAAAUGCGCUUACGCACUCCUCGUCCUGAUAUUCUCUCGGUGCCGCCCAACAGAAACUUCUUCGACGGGCUCAAGGAGGCUGAAUCUAAGUUCCCAAUUCACCCAGGAAACAGUAUAGUUGGCAUACCCGACUCUAUCUCCAGCGCUAAUAACAACGGCCUCGACAGUGACAAGCAGAACUACCGCCCGCCUACCUCCUGGUCUACGGGUAAAGGCCGCCCCAACACCAAUCACGAUAACGAGCCUCACGAAGACACUCUCACGGGAGCUGCGUCUCAAAGUCCUGGACCGACAAUACAGUCUACGCCUAAUGAUAAUCAGUUUGCGCAAACAACUGCUCGUUCCAUCCAACAUUUCCCAACCAGAUCAUCACGCGUAACGCCGCCUUCGCAAGAGUUUCUGCCACCUUUUCCUCCAACAACAGAAGCUAAUUCAGAGGAUGUUGCAAUCGAUGCCAGAAUAAAAAACGACGAUCCUGUAAUAAAUUUCAUAAAUCGCUUCGACCCGAACUCCCCUGAUUCUAUCAAAACUUCCAUGACGAGGUCUGAAAUUUUAAGCAUCAAUCAGCAAUUGCCACCAGGGCAAUCCAGUGCAGAAGAUGAGAGAACUCCUAGGAUACAGAAAAACGUUGGCAACGAUUUUAACACACUCCAGGACAACGCUAAGGGCUUUGUUAAAAACUCGAGAUUUGAUACUGUAAAUUUAAAGCCUGCUCCCACUGAAACAACGAUUUUUGAUUCCAAGUCGAGCGUCAACCAGGUGCCAACACCUGUGAAUGAGUUAUUGCCACCCAAAAAUGAGUUUUCCAAACAACCUCUAGCAGCAACUACUGAAGGUCCUGCCGUUUACUAUGAGUGGAAAUGGGCAGGGGCAGGGCCUGCCCAAGAUUUGGAGCCACCAAAAGCAAGCAACGAGACUUCUUCAUCUUCUGGGCAAGAGAAGAGAAACAUUUCAGGGCUGAGUCCUUUCAGUAAAGUGACUCGACCACCUCCGGUGGAAAUUGAUGCUAUACCUCCAACAAAGAAUACUGAGUACAACAUCAGCUCUUACUUCGUUCCGGAUUAUAUCUUUCCUCUUGACAAGCCUCAUCCAGGUUACGACGAUGAGAAUGCCGAGACCUCAUUUCAGGUGAAGGUUGCGAGGCCAGGUCGAGCCAGCUACGGCGAGAACCCGGCUUGUCCCCAUUGCCAUCCCGCUUACCUCAAUCCAGGCACAUGUGAACCUUGCAUAGUUAAGCGGUAACGAAUUGUAAGACGCAAAAUAUACUCAGUGAGUUUUAGUCUGUAAAAAGCCAUAGAUUUUUAACAAAACACAUUCCUUACUCAUUUUUCUAAACUUCAAUGUUUUUUUUAUAUUAAAUGGGAAACACUAAGUACCUACAAACAAGUAUAAAAUUGUUGCAACAAAGAUUGAACAAACACAAGGAAAAAUUCGGCUGCAGCUACAAAUGAAAAACACCUAAAUAUUGCCAUUAAUAAAGCGACAUCUCUUGUAAGCUGCUGGUAGCUGCAAAGGUACCUGGCUGAAGAAUAAACUUUCAUAGGUUUCUCACGGAUAGCGCUAUGGCAAAAAGCCGUUAAAACUAAAAACAAAAAUCCUGUAACGUGCACAAAGAAGAACUCGUUCUGUAGCUCAGUUGUGAGGGCAAUGGCGAUAGUUUCGGACGGAGAACGGGAAUAGACUCCCAGAGCCAUCGUCCAGCAGGAUCGAAGUGGAAUUUUUUCAUGUGUGUGGGGAAUAUUUACACAAAAAGUAAUAAAUUGUUGUAUCCACUUAAACUUCUGAAUGUUAAAUCUGAAUUGGUACUUAUUUAGGAUUCGAUAAUUUUCACCAUAAUAAAUAUGUUGUUAAUAUAAUAAGUGUGUACUUCUGUGUUACUUGCCAAUAUUGUAACGAACUGCUGUUAGUCCAAAUAAGCCAAUGUUAUUGUAAGUAUAGUUUAUCCAUUAGAAAUUAGUAAACGUUAAAUGAAUAGAAGAGAACAGUACAACGCCUAGCCUCGAUCUAGGGGAAUAUUUAUAUUUUUUUGUAUGCGUUUUUUAUACUGAUGUGCCUAUAACGUAGCUAAGCUAAAUAAAGAAAACUACAACUA
Molecule: messenger RNA, 2428 nt
Organism: Hyposmocoma kahamanoa
Lineage: Eukaryota; Metazoa; Arthropoda; Insecta; Lepidoptera; Cosmopterigidae
Gene: js
Exons: 5
Coding region: 1-1578 (525 amino acids)
Cellular component (GO): extracellular region
Molecular function (GO): chitin binding
Source: RefSeq, a predicted model, not a curated record